This is a messenger RNA of Balearica regulorum gibbericeps (East African grey crowned-crane), 779 nucleotides long. The record is from RefSeq and is a predicted model, not a curated record. Lineage: Eukaryota; Metazoa; Chordata; Aves; Gruiformes; Gruidae.
AUCUAACUGGCUAAAACCGUGCUGUGGGAGACGAGCAGCUGUGUGGCAGGUAUUUUUGCUCAGUGCAAGUCUCAACGGUUUCCUGGUAGCCUGUGUAGUAUUGGUGGUGAUUCUUCUGACUCUGGAACUCCUAAUAGAUAUAAAGCUUCUCCAGUUUUCAAGUGCUUCACAAUUUGCAGGAAUAAUUCACUGGAUCAGCCUAGUCAUCCUGUCUGUUUUCUUUUCAGAGACUAUUUUGAGGAUUGUGGUCCUUGGCAUAUGGGAUUACAUUGAAAACAAAAUAGAGGUAUUUGAUGGUGCUGUCAUAAUCUUGUCCUUGGCACCAAUGGUGGCCUCAACAGUGGCUAAUGGCCCCAGCAGCCCAUGGGAUGCUAUCAGCCUUAUUAUCACACUACGAAUAUGGAGAGUGAAGAGGAUCAUUGAUGCCUAUGUCCUUCCAGUGAAAGUGGAGAUGGAGAUGAUGAUUCAGCAGUAUGAGAAGGCAAAGGUUAUUCAAGAUGAGCAGCUGGAAAGACUAACCCAGAUCUGCCAAGAACAAGGGUUUGAAAUCAGGCAGCUGAGAGCCCACCUUGCUCAGCAGGAUUUGGAUCUGGCUGCAGAGAGGGAGGCUGCGCUGCAGGUCCCACAUGUACUGAACAAACAGACCAGCAACAGGUACAAAGUGGUAGCAACUGAAGAUUCAGAUGAUGAAGCCACCGAGAACAUCACUGAGCUGCGACCUCCACGAGAGGAUGACAUGAAUAAUUACAUCAGUCGAUACUACAAUGAGCCUAGCAGCG